This is a messenger RNA of Cladocopium goreaui, 1757 nucleotides long. The record is from the annotation of a GenBank genome assembly. Lineage: Eukaryota; Dinophyceae; Suessiales; Symbiodiniaceae.
GCGUCUUCCGCCUUGGUCAUGCCGCCUGCCAAAGAUGCAGAGCAGAUGGCCGAGAAGAUCGCCGAGAAGAUCUUGGCGGAUCUGCCGGGAGAAGCGUCCAGCCAUUGGCAGAAACAUAUGCCACGGCAUGGGCUCAUGUGGAGGGAGACCGACUUUUGGGGCGAUCUGGCCCUAGACCUUCCGAAGAAACAACUUCAACGACCUGAAACCUGCAGGUGCAUCCACGACUGCAACUUCUGCCGGGAACAGCGGCAGACGCUGAAGGAAGAGAAACCCAGGCUCCCUACGCCCGGCUCGCGUGUCCAGUCGCCCUAUGUGGCGCCCUUUCUGAGACCAGGACGCCGCAGUCGGAGGAGUCAGCGCGACAUUUGGAAGCAUCGCGAGAGAGGUUACAAAGCAGGAGACAUCAGCUUGCAACGCAGGUGUAUAGAGUUGCACAUGCCCGCGCACGUGGUGUUGCACGACGACCUGCGUCGUAGUGACCAAGCAAUGUUGGAUGCAGAGGAACUUCUGAGUGGUCAAAGACGGAAAAAGGAGGCCGUGCGCGUGGCCUCGCGCCGCGCCGGCACCGCGCCCGGCCGCGCGCGGCAAAGCGCGGCGCCGCGGUCGCCGCGGUCGCGCCGCAGCUCGGUGGGCGCAGCAAGCCCCGAGAGCCCCGCGGAGGACGAGGCCGACGACAAGACAACGGAAGAUGUGCAAGCGAUUUUGAGAUACCGGGAACGCCGUCAGUCGGUGCUCUGCGAGCGGCCGCCUGCGGCUCCGGAGGAGAGAGACCGGAAGCCCCGGGUGGACUGGAAACCCCGCGUCACGGUGACCUUCCAACGUAAAGAGCCCGUGCUGUCGCAAGAGGAUGGUCCAGUGGAUGAAAAGACCAUGGAGAAUGACCUGGGUACGAGAGCCCGGCGCUUGGUCUACCGGCAGAAGCAGAAGUCGGCGAUGGACCGUUCCGCGAUCCGUGCAGAUCGGCGGGCGCACAAGGAGGCAGCCAGUUCGCUGAGGGAAUUGGCGCGUUUGCAGCUCCUCAAGGAAGGCGAUCGCAUUGUGGAGCUGAUCCGCGCCAAAGACGAGGCCAUGAUUCAGGAGGACUUCCACCGUUACGAUGAGGACGGCAACGGCCAGCUUCAGCUCACCGAGAUCCGAGGAGUUUUGGAAGAUGCCGGGCUCUUGCCCAAGAACGACGAGGAGAAGGCCAGCGUGCGGCGAACCAUCGUGAACAUGGCCUUGAAGGUGGAGGAUGGCGAGACGGACGAGGAGAAGGAACUGGCCGAGGCCAAAGGCAAUGAGCUUUUGGUGCAGCAAGGCCAGGAGCAGUUAGCUCGCUCCGUAGAGCUGCAGCAGGAACAGAUGCCGGAGCUCUUGCAACGCAUCAGGAAGCGUCUGCGAGUGGCCCAGCGGAAGGUCUACUUCGCCUGCUUCACCAAGUUCGACAUGUUGGAUGAAGGUGAGUUGGCGAUUACGGAAGUCUUGCAGGUCUUGCAGGAGUUGAAGCUUCUACCGGAUUUGGAUGAGGCUCGGAGUGACUUUGCUCGUUGGGUUCUGAGUACCGUGAAGGGCCGCGAGAGCAAAGUUCAGUCGGUGGCUUCGGAAGACUUGGACAAGAAGAAACGGCAAGCGGCCAAGGCCAAAGCCAAGCUUCGCACCAGCAAGACCGGCACGGAGCGCCCGGGCUCCCGUUCCGAACGUUCCGAGCGCCCGGGCUCCCGAGAACGGCCCAGUUCACGCGAGCACGAGGAACCUGAGACUUUGGAAAGCUCCAG